Molecule: messenger RNA, 6183 nt
Organism: Callithrix jacchus (white-tufted-ear marmoset)
Lineage: Eukaryota; Metazoa; Chordata; Mammalia; Primates; Cebidae
Source: RefSeq, a predicted model, not a curated record
GGAGGAGGUGACGCAGUAGGCCAGCGCCGGCGUCGCGACAGCGGCUUCAGAGGAAGCUCGGCGGCGGUGGCCGCGGCUAGCAGGCCGGACGUUUACUCGCUGGCUGGGCUUCCUCUGGAGCUGGCGAAGGCGGGGCCUGCGGUCCAGGCUGCUGCCGCGUCGGGGCCGGCGGCGGGACAGGUGCCGGGAGCGAGGGGGCAGAGUCCCUCUGACACCUAGGCUGAAGUGCAGUAGUGUGAUAUCAGCUCACUGCAACCUCUGCCUCCCUGGAUUCAAGCAGUUCUCCUGCCUCGGACUCCCAAGUAUCUGGGACUACAGCUGCAUCCAGAUCUCAUUAUGCAUCAGAAAAAUGAAAAAACAGAGGAAAAUUCUAUGGAGGAAAGGAAUCCACUUAGCCUUUUCCGAGAAAUGGAAUACUGGGUUUGGAGGCUUUAAGAAGUUUUAUUUUCACCAACACUUGUGCAUUCUGAAAGCUAAGCUGGGAACGCCAAUUACUUGGAAUAGACACUUCAGACGUUUCCAGUGUAGAAAGAAAGCCCUUCAAAUCCAGAAAACGUGGAUCAAGGAUGAACCCCUUUGUGCUAAGACCAAGUUCAGUGUGGCUACUCAAAAUGUUAGUACUUUGUCCUCUAAAGUGAAAAGAAAGGACACUAAACACUUCAUUUCCUCUUCAAGAACUCUUCUGAGACUCCAAGCAGAGAAGUUGCUGUCAUCAGCAAAGAAUUCUGACCAUGAAUACUGCAGAGAGAAAAAUCUCUUGAAGGCAGUUGCUGACUUUCCAUCAAAUAGUGCUUUAGGUCAGGCCAGUGGUCACAGACCUAGGACAGAACCACAAGCUUCUGACUUUCCCAUGAAGUUCAAUGGGGAGAGCCAAAGUCCAGGUGAGAGUGGCACGAUUGUGGUCACCUUGAGCAACCAUAAGAGAAAGUGCUUUUGUUAUGGCUGCUGCCAAGGGCCGGAGCGCCACAGGAAUGGGGGACCCUUGAUUCCAAAAAAGUUCCAACUUAACCAACAUAGAAGAAUAAAAUUAUCUCCUCUUAUGAUGUAUGAAAAAUUAUCCAUGAUUAGAUUUCGGUACAGGAUUCUCAGAUCCCAGCACUUCAGAACCAAAAGUAAAGUUUGCAAGCUGAGAAAAGCCCAGCGAAGCUGGGUGCAGAAGGUCACUGGGGACCAUCAAGAGACCCUUAGGGAGAACAUUGAGGGUGGCAGUUGUAGCCCAUUUCCUUCCCCGGAACCUAAAGACCCUUCUUGUCGGCAUCAACCGUACUUUCCAGAUAUGGACAGCAAUGCUGUGGUGAGGGGGACGAACUCUCAUAUGCCUGAUGGCCACACUAAAGGAAGCCCUUUCUUGGGCAAGGAACUUAGUUUAGACGAAGCAUUCCCUGACCAACAGAAUGGCAGUGCCACACAUACCUGGGACCAGUCACCCUGUUCUUCUCCUAAGUGGGAGUGUACAGAGCUGAUUCAUGACAUCUCCUUACCAGAACAUCAUUCUAGUACCAUGUUCAUUUCAGAAACCGAAAGAGAUAUUAUGACUCUGGGUCAGGAAAAUCGGACAAGUUCUGUCAGUGAUGUCAGAGUAAAACUGUCAGUGUCUGGAGCAGAUACAUCUGUAAGUAGUGUAGAUGGGCCUGUGUCCCAAAAGGCUGUUCAAAAGGAGAACUCAUACCAGAUGGAGGAGGAUGGAUCUCUCAAGCAAAACAUUCUUAGUUCUGAGUUGCUGGACCACCCUUACUGUAAAAGUCCACUGGAGGCUCCCCUGGUGUGCAGUGGAAUCAAACUAGAAAAUCAAGUAGGAGGUGGGAAGAACAGUCAAAAAGCCUCUCCAGUGGAUGAUGAACAGCUCUCAGUCUGUCUUUCUGGAUUCCUAGAUGAAGUUAUGAAGAAGUAUGGCAGUUUGGUUCCACUCAGUGAGAAAGAAGUCCUUGGAAGAUUAAAAGAUGUCUUUAAUGAAGACUUUUCUAAUAGAAAACCGUUUAUCAAUAGAGAAAUAACAAACUAUCGGGCCAGACAUCAAAAAUGUAACUUCCGUAUCUUCUAUAAUAAACACAUGCUGGAUAUGGACGACCUGGCGACUCUGGAUGGUCAGAACUGGCUGAAUGACCAGGUCAUUAAUAUGUACGGUGAGCUGAUAAUGGAUGCAGUCCCAGACAAACCUCUUUCAACUCUUAUCACCUGGUUUGGAGAGAUUUGUCAGGUUGCUUCUCUUCUUGAUUGGAUUCAGGUUCACUUCUUCAACAGCUUUUUUCAUAGACAGCUGGUAACCAAAGGAUAUAAUGGAGUAAAAAGAUGGACUAAAAAGGUGGAUUUGUUUAAAAAGAGUCUUCUGUUGAUUCCUAUUCAUCUGGAAGUCCACUGGUCUCUCAUUACUGUGACACUCUCUAAUCGAAUUAUUUCAUUUUAUGAUUCCCAAGGCAUUCAUUUUAAGUUUUGUGUAGAGAAUAUAAGAAAGUAUUUGCUGACUGAAGCCAGAGAAAAAAAUAGACCUGAAUUUCUUCAGGGUUGGCAGACUGCUGUUACAAAGUGUAUUCCACAACAGAAAAAUGACAGUGACUGUGGAGUCUUUGUGCUCCAGUACUGCAAGUGCCUCGCCUUAGAGCAGCCUUUCCAGUUUUCACAAGAAGACAUGCCCCGAGUGCGGAAGAGGAUUUACAAGGAGCUAUGUGAGUGCCGGCUCAUGGACUGAAACUCAGCAGGGACUCUGGGAAGUCUGACCAAGUUGGAGCAGAUGGUUUGUUACUUGAAUCUCCAAACACUUAGUUGAAUUUUUACAGAUAUUUCAGAUCAGUGGUGUUGGGCCACUAUUGUUACCUCAAAUUUAUUUUUUGCCCUUAUUCUUUCUCCAGCUACCAUGUACUAUUGUUUAAUGUUCAGUUUGGUUUCAUUUUUAAUUUUAUGGAUUCCGUGCGUCCCCCAUAUUUAAUAUUUAUUAUUCAAACGCAUGCAUAUAGACAGAGCAUGCAGUGAAGAGUAUUAAAAAAAAAAAGCUUAGUAGAUUUGGUGCAGCUUUUGAAACUUAGUUAGAUGUGAACUGAAUACAGGUUUCCAAUUUAUUCCCAGAACCUAAAAAUGCAAGAUGUUUUUGAUACAACAUAACUCUGAGAAUAGUAAGUGUUCCCUGGGGCAUUAAGGGUAGCUAGGAGUGGUUUUGACAAAUCCAGUCCUGUUUUGCUUUUACCAGUGGCACCUUUCACUGACUUCCCUCUCCAAGUGAGUCUUGGAGAGUGCAAUUCAUUCCUUUCGAAGGGUGAGAUGGAAGUGGUCGUAAACUGACUGGUGUGUUCUGUUUCAGGAGGCACACUUGUAAGCACAGUGCCUCCUUUGGGAAGAGUAAAUUAAGGUGUGAGAAAAAGACAGCAACUUCGGGGGCCAGUAAAAAUGACAGAUUUCAGUCGUGAUUUUAAGAAUUAUAAUACAUGGUAUACAUCUUAUAAAGGCUUUUGCUGGGAUAGUGAAUUCCCUGGAUUUUUCUAGUUUUGACCUGUUCAAAAACUCUUAUCCCAUCAAACCUAGUAAAACAAGUAAGAAUGCAGCUAGGAGUAAAUUAUAAGUUGUCAUUUCCCUGUGUUGCCUCCCAAUCGAAAGAAGUUAAGGUUUACCAAAUCUAUUUCUAUUUUCAAGGGUAUCUGAAAUUUAAACAUUCAAAAUUGAAGACUGACUGACUUUAAUCUUUUGCAAGUGGCUGGAGAGAAGAGGGAAGGUAGCAAAGGCAACUUACUCCCAUGGGAGUGCAGCAACUGCUUCAGGUUUUUUUCUCCUGUCCCUUUAGUGAUCUCAGUAACAUGCAGGGCACAUCUGGCUUCUGCAUGACGAAUGCUGACACUGGCGCAGUUGUUUUUUCUCCUUCUUUUGGUCGUCUUCUGAAGGAAGGUCUAAAUGGCCUUGUCCAUACAUUUAGCUGCAUUAGGAUUAAUGUCAUACACCUUACAUCUUUAAUCCAGCCCUUUGUGACAUUGGAAGGGAAAGCCGUAUGUUAAACCUACCCAAUUAUCUUUUCUGAAUCUGGGGAGGAAAAACAACCAGUGUAUGUAUGAGAAACUCAGAAGUUUGAAUAGAAAAACACCAAGUAAAUGGCAGAAGAUACUCAAAUUUAUGCCUGGGUAGGUUUGGGAUGUUGAAAAAGCUAAAUUGUUUAAUUUCACAUGGCUGAGAAGGCUGAUGCCAGCAAUUGAGGACUGAGUCAGACCAUGUUUACAUGCAGGGUUCCCAACACCAGGGGUGACACUGGGAAGCAGCCCCAGCACUUUUCUCUCCUGAGUCCUCCAGACUCAAAAUCCUUAAUUUAAAACCAGGUCAGUGUUUCUUACUGUGUUUCAAGUUGUUACAAAGACUGAAAGUAGAGGCACUUUAUGCUGUUAUAGGUGGGGUUCUGUCAGCGUUAGGAAAAAUGACAGUUUAAGGUGAGGAAGAGCUUUUCAUGAGUUUUUCAAACAUAAUUAUGCAAACAUGAGAUUUUUCAAAACAUAUGCCAGAAAUUUGCCUCUAAUUCUUUUUGGUGGGGGUGCAGUAUACAAAGUAGCCAGUCACUGGGCCAUUGAUUCACAAUGUCUUGUGCUUCUGAAUGAGGAAGUAUUUCAGUUCUUCAUUGACAGAACCUGGCAUGCAGAAGAGACAGAAUUGUUCCUGUAAGAAAAUCAACGCCCAGAGCAUGAGCUGCUGUUUCCUCCAGUCUGCAAAAUGUGAGCUGUCCAAGUCCAGUGACUCUCACUUCCAGCUUAAUGCUUCAUAGGGCAUCUUGAGGUGUGCCGCCAGCGUGGCUUAGACUAAAUGUUGAGUUUGGUCUUUUUUCCCUGUUUUUUUUUUUUUGAGACAGAGUCUCGCUGUCACCCAGGCUGGAGUGCAGUGGCAUGAUCUUGAUCUCUAAAUUAGGUAUAAACCUCUGUUUAACUUAAGUCCUAGAUCAGAAUGUCCUUUUUUUCUGAUGUUUACAGUAAUUGCUUCCUUGGUUAAUAAAGGUAUUUUUGAAACACAUUCUGGACUGUUGGUGAAAGAGGCAGAUGUGGUUUUACUGGUACUAGUUUGGCACUGAACUGUUUGGGUGCCCACGAGGUAGGCAGACCUUAUACCUUUUUUUUUUUUUUUUUUGAGACAAGAGUCUCACUCUAUUGCCCAGGCUGGAGUGCAGUGGCACAAUCUCAGCUCACUACAACCUCGGUCUCCUGGGUUCAAGCAGUUCUCCUGCCUCAGCCUCCCGAGUAGCUGGGACUACAGACACACACUAUCAUGCCCAGCUAAUUUUUGUAUUUUUAGUAGAGACAGGGUUUCACCAUGUUGGUCAGGCUGGUCUCAAAUUCCUGACCUCAGGUGAUCCACCUGCCUUACCUCCCAAAGUGCUGGGAUUACAAGUGUGAGCCACUGUGCCCAGCCUAGACCUAAUGCUUUUGAGGUUGAGUGCAGGCCUUGUGUUAACUAAAAGCUACUUUUGAUGAGCCUUCAGCAAGCUGCCCAGUACUCUCCUCAGCAAACAUACCAGGCUGUAGUUACUUCUUUACAGCAGUCUUUCCUUUUGUUAAAUCCAUAGCAAUGAAUAUAGAUUUAAUUCAACUUUUAGUUAAGUUCUCUCAAGAAUCCUAACCAACUUUCUGUUGGCCCCCUGAGAAGGGGAAAAGAAGUUGCUGCCAAUAAUCCCCAAACUGUUUUUGGCUUUGCAUUCUCUUUUCUACCUAGCACUGGAUCUGAGUAACACUGUCAUCCUGGAUUUAUAGUUGGAAGAAAACAGUAACAGACCUAACUGGGACUCAGCCAGCACUGGUCUCAUCUUAGCUGCCCUUUUUCUCUGCAGUUAGAGUUUACUGCUUCCCUGGGUUAGAAGUAAUUGGGGGGUCUGGGCAGGUCAGACUCUUUGGGCAAGACAGUCUAUUAAUAGUGUGAAAUAGAGAUACUGAUUUCUUGCUUUGCUUAGUUAAGAAACGGAAUUAAAUCAGCAGUUAUAAAGCACAUACUUUUGUUAUGUGCUAGGCUCUGCCUCCUGGCCUGUAGAUAAUUAAGACGACCCAGGGAAUACCAUCAGAGAAGUGCUCAUUGCAUUUGGGUGUUACAAAAGCAGACCUUGACAGGCUGUUCACUUAACUGGUUGUUGGUCAGAAAAAAUUUAUUUAAAAAGAUUAUCAUCAUAAGAAAUUGCAGUACUCAACCCUUCUAGCAAAAUAUUUUUUUGAAAAAUAAACUAAAUGCCUUUAUAAA